UCAUAAUAAAUCUAUUAAAAAGUCAAAUGGCCUUCCAGUAACAGAGGUCCCAUCACUUGAAAUGAAGGAAGGACAGAUAUGUACCACAUUUCAGAAAUAUCCUCCAGUCAGAAACUGAGAAAUUAACAAUGUCAAGUUGCCUUCAGGGGGAGAAGAAGCUGGGAUCGGACAUUCCAGAUGAUGCUAAAGAUCUUAUUCGCACAGCAGAUGGUCCCACAAGACUCCUUAUGAAGGAAAGGUUCAAACAAUUUGAAGGACUAGGGAAUGAUUGUGAAUAUAAACAAGGUGAAAAGGAGAUUACUCACACAGAUCUGGACAGGUUCUGGGAUAUGAUUAGUUUUCAGAUAGAAGAUGUAAAGCAAAAAUUCAACAAUCUGACCAGACUUGAAGAAUCUGGGUGGCAAAACAAUAGUAAUGCAAGCAUUUUAGUCUUCAGGAAAAAAGUCAUCUCAGGUAUGGUGAAUAAACCAAAACAAAUUCUUCCACAUAAUGGUGGAAGAAUUGCAGCUAGAAAUCGCUUGGCUGUCAUAAAAAGUACAGAGAGAGAGAAGACGAAGCUGGGAGAACAUGCGGAGGCAGCAGCCUCUAUGAUGCCAAAGGAGAUUGAUAAAAUAGUGUUUGAUGCUGGAUUUUUCAGGGUUGAAAGUCCCAUUAUAUCAUUUUCAAGACUUUCCAUUUCUUUUGAACAUCCUUCUCAAAAGACGUUGAACACCUAA
Molecule: messenger RNA, 716 nt
Organism: Nycticebus coucang (slow loris)
Lineage: Eukaryota; Metazoa; Chordata; Mammalia; Primates; Lorisidae
Product: disks large-associated protein 5-like
Exons: 1
Coding region: 129-716 (195 amino acids)
Biological process (GO): kinetochore assembly; chromosome segregation; regulation of mitotic cell cycle
Cellular component (GO): cytoplasm; nucleus; spindle pole centrosome
Molecular function (GO): microtubule binding
Source: RefSeq, a predicted model, not a curated record